Molecule: messenger RNA, 852 nt
Organism: Rhinocladiella mackenziei CBS 650.93
Lineage: Eukaryota; Fungi; Ascomycota; Eurotiomycetes; Chaetothyriales; Herpotrichiellaceae
Exons: 2
Coding region: 1-852 (283 amino acids)
Source: RefSeq, a predicted model, not a curated record
AUGGGCGUGCGUUUACUCGUCCGCCUGCAAUCCUAUAUAGAACCCUUAUGGCUUCUCAGCAUCUCCAUCGCUUAUCUUCCUAUCACAGUCUUAUUCCACCCGUUUCUAUUCAUCAUCUCUCCUUCCUCCUUCCGGUCAAAGUGGUUCGAGAACUUCUGGCGGGUAAUUGGGCCCAAGAUGGCCGCUUCAGAAGUCCAAGUCGACCACAUCGAGGAACUCCUAUCACGAGCACGUGGAACAGUCCUUGAGCUCGGUCCCGGAGGCGGCGAUCAAAUGUACCAUUACAAGUCGGCGCAGAUCGAAAAGUUGUACGGCGCCGAGCCAAAUGCAUUUCUGCAUCCCAGAUUAGUUGAAGCAGCACAGAAACACGGGCUAGGAGGGAACCUCGAACUUCUAGAAGCGGGCGCGCAACCAGGAAGUCUUCUCCCGGCAUUGCAGGUAGCAGGUCUCAUUCCCAGCACGGCAUCAAGUUUACCGGAAGGAGGCAUUUUCGACAGCAUCAUCGCCAUCAAGUCUUUGUGCUCGACACCGCAAAACCAAAUCGCUGCAACAGUUGCUGUUGUGCAGGCUUUGCUCAAACCAGGAGGCGAGUUCUUGUUCUUCGAACAUGUGGAGAACAACACGGAUAGCAUGACUAUGAUGUAUGCUUGGGUUGUAGACUGGAUCUGGCCGCUUUUCAUGGGAGGAUGUCGAUUGAAUGGGAGGGUUGAUAAAGUGGUCCUUGGCAUGGGUGGUUGGGAUGAGAGGAGUAUUGCUACUAUUGGAGAUUUCAAGGGUCAUGAGGGCUUUGGGCUAACAUUGUGGGUCACCAAGGUGUUCAGAUACGUCAAGGGCAUUUGCCGGAAGGCCUGA